This is a messenger RNA of Toxotes jaculatrix (banded archerfish), 2760 nucleotides long. It is a transcript of the gene lemd3, whose product is annotated as LEM domain containing 3. The record is from RefSeq and is a predicted model, not a curated record. The transcript has 13 exons. Gene Ontology annotation, biological process: nuclear envelope organization; negative regulation of BMP signaling pathway. Gene Ontology annotation, molecular function: chromatin DNA binding. The coding region runs from base 7 to 2589 and encodes 860 amino acids. Lineage: Eukaryota; Metazoa; Chordata; Actinopteri; Toxotidae. Gene Ontology annotation, cellular component: nuclear inner membrane.
UCUAAGAUGGCGUCAAUGCAGUUAACGGAUGAGGAGCUUUUCUCCGAAUUAAAGCGCUUUGGUUUCACUCCAGGCCCGGUUACCGAAAACACCCGCCCGGUAUAUUUGAAGAAACUGAAGAAGCUUCGCGAAGAGCAGCAGCAGCGGGGCUCCAGGUCGGGUAAAACCCGUAGCAGCGGGGCCAUCAACAGCACCACUGGCGGCGGCAACACGGCGGGAUCCAGGCCAGCCAGCCAUGACGUCACGCACCUGAGCUCUAACAGGAGACCGGGCCGGAAGUCCUCCGUCCUCGGAUUCAGCUCCGACGAGUCUGACGCUGAAACUCCACUGAAAAGAAAGGGCCUCAACCACAGCGGUAGGGCGGACCGAAGCCCCGGUUUUCAACCACAACCGAAGAUAAGGCCCGUUGCAACACCGACUGUGGCUAACAAGAAUCAGUAUGGCGCAGGGAGUACGCUGAAUAGCAGCAGUUCUUCCCCGGGUCCGGACGGACAGAGAGGUGUCUCGCUGGGCUGGGGAGUUCGUGCCAGAUCCAGCCCUGAGGCGGAAGGGAGGGAUUACGACGAAUCGGGAGACGAGGACGAUAAUGAGGGGGAAACGGAGAAGAACUCUCGCUCUUUAAAUGGUUGUGGGGCGUCUCACUUGAUCACUAGCAAGUUAGCUGGGGAUUACUCAGACUCGGACGAGGAGGAGGUUGGGGCCCUUGGCGCCGGAGACCGACAGCGGGAUAGGCUGGAGCAUAGACGGAGCCACCCGAAAGCGGCGUUCUCUUCACACGGAGUCGGCCGAGGGUCUCAGACGGGAGGGGCGUCCAGACAGGUUAACCCGCCUGGGAGUCUAAACAUGGUGGGAAGUCGGAGGGUGGAGGCGGGGGAAGACGACGUAAAGAGACGGGACUCGGACCCAUCGGGAGGCUUGCGGAGCCACAACUUUCCCAGGAAGUCCAUCUACGUGUCCCUCGCCGAGAACCAUGGAAGAGAGGCCGGCAAAAACAACCACGUCGACAGCGAGGACGGAUCCUCCAGGAGCAGCAGCAGCAGCACGAAUAGGUUCAGCAUCGGGCUGAGACCGCGCUUUACCAACUACAGCAGCCUGUCCCAGCCUUACAGGGGCAACCACUCCAACCACACCGCUCCCAACCACUCAUACAGCCAGGCGGCCCUGAAGCAGAAGCUGUCUGUCCCGGAGGAUGAGCUGCUCCAGCAGUUCAAAAGGGAAGAGGUGGCCUCCUCUGGUAGCUUUAGCGCUCACUACCUGUCCAUGUUCCUGCUCACGGCAGCCUGCCUCUUCUUUCUGCUGCUAGGCCUCAUGUACCUUAGGAUGAGGGGCUCUGGGUCCUCAGAUGUGGAUGGAGUCAUUAAGAGCCACCCGUUUGGCGUCGAGUUUGACUCCACUUAUGACAAGGCAGAGAAGGAGCUGAUCCUAAAGCUGCUGCUCAAUCUGCACGACCACCUGGCCUACAUCGCUGGCCAGCAUGACUGUGGAGACCAGAAGUGUCCAAACAGGAGUCUGUCCAUAGACGAGGCCUCUGAAUAUUUACUGGCCCAGAAUAAGGAGUUUGAGGACUUCAUUCACACGUCUCUGGAGUGGAUCAUCCGGACAGGCCAGGAUGUUGGGAUAAGGCUGACCGGGCAGGUAGCUGAUGAUCCAGUGACUGAUGUGUCCGAGGUCUCUUGGCUGGAGUCCACACAUCCCAAGAUGCCCUUCACGUGCCGCUUCCGCCGAGCCUUCCUCACCGUCAUCAGCAGAGUCUUCCUCAUCGCAGUCGUGGUAGGCUGCGUGUGGAGUGUGGUCUGCUACGUGAAGUAUCGCUGGAGGAGAGAGGAGGAGGAGACCAGGCAGAUGUAUGACAUGGUGGAGAGGAUCAUCGAUGUGUUGAGGAGUCACAAUGAGGCUUGCCAAGAAAACCAGGAGCUGCAGCCCUACCUGCCCAUCCCCCACGUCAGAGACUCCCUGGUUCAGCCUCAGGACCGAAAGAAAAUGAAGAAGAUUUGGGAGCGGGCCGUGAGCUUCCUCUCCGCCAACGAGUCCAGGAUUCGAACGGAGACUCAGAGGAUUGGCGGCUCGGACUUCCUGGUCUGGAGGUGGAUCCAGCCUUCUCUCAGUUGUGACAAGACCUCCUUGAUGCCCUCUAAAGUCUGGCAGGGAAAAGCUUUCCCUCUGGACCGGAGGAACUCACCUCCCAACAGCCUGACUCCAUGUCUGAAGAUCAGAAACAUGUUCGACCCAGUCAUGGAAGUUGGGGAGAACUGGGAUCUCGCCAUCCACGAGGCCAUCCUGGAGAAGUGCAGCGACAACGACGGCAUCGUCCACAUCGCCGUCGACAAGAACUCGCGAGAGGGCUGCGUCUAUGUGAAGUGUCUCUCUGCAGAGCACUCAGGGAAAGCCUUCAAGGCACUUCAUGGCUCCUGGUUUGAUGGUAAGCUGGUGACGGUAAAGUACCUGCGUCUGGACCGGUACCACCAGCGCUUCCCACAGGCACAGGGCUGCAGCACGCCUCUGAAGGCCUCCAGCCUCCACCUGAGCACCACAGACACUACACCCAGCCUGCAGCACCACGGCUCAGCCAACUGUUCGGGCUUCUCAUGAGAUGACCAUAAGCAUUAAAUUUAGCGUUCUUUUCUGUGCCCUCCCUGCAUCACAGCACCAGUCUGCUGCUGCUCCUUCACUGCUUUAUAACGGGGAAGACUUCAGUCUGUGCCAUGGGAGAGCUUUUUUUUUUUUUUUUUUUUUUUUUUGUUUCCUUAAACAGGAUCUUUG